UACUCGGCUCAAAGCCACUUAAGAUUACUCUACUUCUGCAAGACCAGUAUAUAAACUGGGAGCCGCAGGCUGUUAAAAUCAUAGUUCGCAAUCGUUCAUUGAUUUAACCUGAGUAGAUCAAGGCGAUAAAAAUGUAUCGCUACCUUCAAGCAAUUUUGUGUUUAUCUUUGGUCAUAUUUCUGGUCAGUGGGUUACCACUGACCAAUGAUCAUGCUGAAGAGUUGAGCGGAAAUUUCGAAGGUGAUAUGGUUCUCUCCAAUGAACAGCGAUCUUCUUUGAACAUUAAUCGCAACGGAUUGUUGGAUGAAAAGUACCGCUGGCCAAAUAACACCGUUCAAUACAAAAUCAUUCCGGAAAACUUAACUUCUGAACAAAUUGACUAUAUUCACAAGGCGCUCAACACAAUAGCUAACGUAUCUUGUUUAACGUUCGUGGAAGCUGCGCCAGAUGCAACUUCGUAUGUUAGAGUUGUUGGCGACACUACGGGUUGUUUUUCCAAAGUUGGUUUCACUGGAUCCAUCCAAGAUUUGAACCUGGCACCAAAUGUACUAGAGCAGGGCUGUUUCCGACUUGGUACGAUCAUUAAUGAGUUCCUCCAUGCCUUAGGAUUCUACCACAUGCAAAGCGCCAGUGACCGUGAUGACUACGUAACUAUCGUGUGGGAAAACAUUCAACCGGGAAGGGAGCAUAACUUCGAAAAGUACGCCAGUACUGAAAUCAGUAGUUUUGACACAGGUUACGAUUAUGGAAGUGUUUUACACUACCCAGCUACCGCUUUCAGCGUGAAUGAGGAACGCACGAUUAUCCCGAAAGAUCCUAACGCUACCAUCGGACAGCGUAAAGGUAUGAGUGAGAAGGACAUUGCUAAGCUUAACCACAUGUACAAAUGUGAUGGUUCAAUAAAUAAAAAUCAUUGA
Molecule: messenger RNA, 917 nt
Organism: Wyeomyia smithii (pitcher-plant mosquito)
Lineage: Eukaryota; Metazoa; Arthropoda; Insecta; Diptera; Culicidae
Product: zinc metalloproteinase nas-4-like
Exons: 3
Coding region: 132-917 (261 amino acids)
Biological process (GO): proteolysis
Molecular function (GO): zinc ion binding; metalloendopeptidase activity
Source: RefSeq, a predicted model, not a curated record